UUUAAAUAAAAAUAACAUGAAAAAGCUAAACACAUACAACUAAAAAUUUAUUUUUGGUUAUGAUAAAAAAAUACCAAGAGAAUGUUUGCUAAAUCAUUCAGCAACACUAGAAAACCCAGCUUCUGCAUUCCUCGCUUGGAAAAAGUUUCUUGGGUGGAAAAACUGUCUCGCUACACCAUGUCCUUUACUUUAUUCGAUAUCUGUUUAUCCUAUGUUGUGACGAAUAUUAACAUAGUUGAUUCAUUUAACAACUAUCCUGAGGUCGUUGGUGAAAAAAUAUUUAACGAAGCUCAGGCUCGAGAAAUAUUCACUCUUCGCAAAAACCCACAAGGGUCUGUGCAAGCACUUCGCCUUUUCUCGGCUGCUUAUGGGGCGACCCUGCUGUCGGAAAUAAACAUAAGAAGGGCUCAUGUUAUGAUAAACAACUACAUUGAGCACCUGCAGCUUUUUACCUGUUUGACUAAGCUUGAUGUGGCAUAUUGUGGCUUAGGGGAUGACCAUGAACUUCUGGCGCACAUCGCAAAACUGGACAGGCUUCAGGUUUUGGUGUUGUGUGGCAAUGGAUUGUCAAACAAUGGCAUCCAGAAGAUGACAGCUCCUGUACGUGUUAUGCAAAAGGGUCCCUUAAAUCUUCAUUCUUUGGAUUUGUCAGAAAAUUCCAGCUUGACUGCUGCAAGUUUACGUUACCUUCGUGUAUUCCAGCACCUAGCUGUUAUACGUCUUUCAGCCACUGGAAUAAGUCAUCCAUGUUGCAGGCAAACCUGCCACUUUCUGCUUUCACAUUCACAGAAUCUUCAAGUUACUAAUGAAGACUGUUUACAUGUCCAGCAGGCGUUUUAUGUAAAGACCACUGGCUGGGCUGCAUCUUUGUUCAGAACUUGGCUUAAUGAAUUCCAGCAAAAACCUCACAUACCACAUGUGAUGACACAGAUACAAAAAUUCUAUGGCAGAAAAAGGAAACGUGAGGAUUUCGUCCAAGCUAAUGCUGCUAUCAUCCCAGAAAAGCUGCUGCUGGUUAGCAGAUGUCUUUGCUCCUGCAGCAGUCCGCUUGAUCAGCCUUCACUAGACAAAACUCAAGCAAAAUUGCACAGAUGCCAUAAAAGCAAACAACAGCAGCAAAGUGACCAACUCCACUCAUUGGAAAGUCAAAGUCACACAUCACAGACAAGGUGGAAACAUCCUACAGAAGAAGAUCUCUUUUUACUGAAUCAGUAUAUUUGAACCUUGAGACACUCCAGCAUUGAUGCAAGAAACGUGGAAAUGCCUGGAAAAAAAUGCAUGGACAUCAGUAAAGAAAUCUUUAGGACUGUCAUUCAUCUGCAGAGUGGCACAUCUUUUCGCAUGAUUGAGAAAACUCCAUACCAUUUGCUUGGUACUGGAUGCACUUUACUGGAACAAGACACUGGUUUAAGGCCAUGCCAACCCAGCUGGCAUUAAAGGUAAAGCCAACGAAACAAAGGAGUCAGAUGUCCACAUCUCAUCCACUAGAUAUAGUGAACCACUUACACUACCUGUAAAAUCAGUCUAUUGCUGAUUACAUGAAGUUCAAUACAUGUACUAAUAUUACCAAUGUGUAUUCAGCUGUGAAUUGACGUGUAAUGACUAAUAUUUUUUAAUUCCGUUUUUUUCUACUCAAGCCUUUCUUAAGGCAUAUAGGUUAGAAAAAUAUACAAUAUGAAACUUCUGUGGAUGAUGUGGGCAACAUCUUGAAGCCUGUUGUCUUAUUCAACAAGUAUCUGUCUCGACAUGCCACGUUUUGGCUCAUCUAAUACUUGUUUUAGAAGAUUGGGGAUCAGUUGUAAUUAACAAGAAGUAAACCCUAACAACAAAAGCUAUGUGUUCUGUAUGGCAUUAGAUAGUAGCUGCUUGCAUGGCUCAUUACUUUGCGGCCAAUGUAGACUGGUGCCAUGUUCACAUUGCAUUACUAAAUGGAUAAAUAAAGUGGAGCAGCUUCUGAGGUAACUGGUAAGCAGCAGCAAUCCAACCAGCCCCCACCCACCCACCCACCCCAUGCACAUAUGCCCAGGGCAACAAGUUAAAAAUUUUCAUGAUUUUUUUUAAAAAAUGCAUUAUGUAUGCAAAAUAAAGAGAAACCACCCAAUAAUGAGGGACCCUCCCUUUUCUUGUCUUGUUCAACACUUUCUAAAAACCAUCAUGCAAGAACCUCUUUUUUUUUUUACCAUCACACCUUUUUUUCUAUCAGUGAGAAGAUCAUAUGCAACCAACACUUUGUAGACAUUGAUGUGAUGACAGGUACCAAAAGCAAACUGCUAGAUUUACAAGCUGACAAGACAUUAUAAAUGCCUAUGGAGACAAGCACUGACAGUAAAGUCAUAGUAACAGGUAAUAGCAAAGCAGAGAUCUACAUGGAGUACAGUUCAAGGAAAGAACAGUUUCAAGUACAUGAACUGGGAGCUACCCUUUCUAAAAAUACCAGCUGCACAGCAGACAUCUGCAUCAGAAUUCAACAGCAAUAGCAGCACUGGAUGACACAAAGCAUCAUCAGAUUUGCUACCUUGUGCAGACUAUACGAAUGUAAGACAUGGACUCUGCCUGCCAACAAGUAGGGGAGAAUACAAGCAUGACCAAGUGCCUGUUCUGAAUCUUGUACCAGGAAUAUGAAACAGUUGCAACAAAGUGCCACGUGCGCAAAAAACUGCCUACCAGAGAUCCUUUGGGCCAGUAGCCAUCACCAUCCUGAAUAAAACACCCAAGGACAUGUAGGCCUAUCUUAUUUUACCUGGCAUCCUUCUCACAGGUUGUGUAUGAGGGUUUAGGUGUGCACGAGUGUUGAAUGUCAUGCAUGGGUAUGCAUAUCUGUAUAUAUGUUUGUUUUUGAGCCAAAGAAAAAUGUCUUGGACUAUGUACAGAAGACAAAGUUUGAUUUUAUUUGAACCAAUGGCUUCAUACGAAACAUACCCGCAAACAGGACUCCAGUGAACUCCAUUUGUAUAGAAUUAUACAUUGUAGUUCUUGAGCAGGAGUUCUAAGGUGCAUUGGCAUUAUGGUUGAUUGCAGUUUUUAUACAGCACAUCUCCCUACACUCAAGCUUUGAAUAAUGAAGGUAAAAUAUAGCAUGUAGUACACAUAGUUAUGUUCACAAAGCUCGGAAUACAGUGUUUCAAAGAAUCAUACAAAAAUAACAAAACGCUCCUUUCUAGAUCAUGUUUUAUUGGCAAAAUUUCUUAACCGAAAAGAUUUUUUUUAUAAGAAGAAAGCUAAACAAUUCUUGCAUAUCCUAAAAGCACAACUGUCUACCUUACAAUGAAGGAAUGUCCACAAAAAACUAUAAUCCUAAUUAGGUACCUUGAACAUGACCCCAACUUCCAGCAUUUUCAUAGGCAUGUUACUCCAUUUCAUUCAACUCUUC
Molecule: messenger RNA, 3370 nt
Organism: Pomacea canaliculata
Lineage: Eukaryota; Metazoa; Mollusca; Gastropoda; Architaenioglossa; Ampullariidae
Product: leucine-rich repeat-containing protein 42-like
Exons: 5
Coding region: 82-1221 (379 amino acids)
Source: RefSeq, a predicted model, not a curated record